Messenger RNA from Helicoverpa zea (corn earworm), 1380 nucleotides. RefSeq names its product brachyurin-like. Gene Ontology annotation, molecular function: serine-type endopeptidase activity. Lineage: Eukaryota; Metazoa; Arthropoda; Insecta; Lepidoptera; Noctuidae. The record is from RefSeq and is a predicted model, not a curated record. The transcript has a single exon. The coding region runs from base 39 to 908 and encodes 289 amino acids. Gene Ontology annotation, biological process: proteolysis.
AGACCCAGUGCCAGCCUGGCUCACAACAAACGUCAACAAUGCGCGCGCUUCUCUUAAUCUGUUUAUUCUUUGUUGGUUCCUCGUGGACCCACGAAACCACGGCCGACGAACCGCUAGGAUGGCAUCAGAAAAUUGGCAUCAAAAAUGCUGAGAGGAUCAAACAGUUGGAAGAUCCUACACGAAGUGGUCGCAUCGUCGGAGGAGCUAUAGCACCUAUCUCCGCUCAUCCUUAUCUCGCCGGACUCCUCAUUGAUAUCGUUGGAUUCUCUUCACCAUCAGCCUGUGGAGGGUCACUACUUUCUCAAAAUAGAGUCCUGACUGCGGCUCAUUGCUGGUUCGACGGUUUUAACCAAGUACACCGAAUCACCGUCGUCCUGGGCUCACAAUUCCUUUUCCAUGGAGGCGUAAGAGUACCUGCAUCUGCUAUUGCCGUAUUCCCAACCUAUGACUGGAGAACAUUCGCCAACGAUAUUGCAAUGUUAUAUUUGCCAGUUCAAGUUCCUCUUGCUUUUGAUAUCCAGCCGAUAGCUCUGCCAUCGGGGCCGCUCUUACACAUGGAUUAUACUAACCAGACAGUCAUUGCUGCAGGAUACGGACGGUAUUCGGACGUGACGAACCCCACCACAAAUACCAUGGCUAGAAAUGUCGAGCUGGAAGUGAUACCCCUACAGACAUGUCGGUCAUUCUAUGGAGAUUUAGUGCUUGAUUCGAACAUAUGCACGAACGGAUACGGGCAGGUUGGUAUUUGCCAAGGCGACUCUGGUGGACCAUUGACAAUGAAUGUUCAAGGACAGCAAGUUCUAAUCGGCGUGAGUUCAUUUGUAGCUCGUGAUGGAUGUGAAUUAGGAUAUCCUUCCGCCUUCGCAAGAGUGGGCAGUUACAUCGACUGGAUUCGGGUACAGUUAUAAAAACAACAAUAUUGGUAAAGAAACAAUCAGAGGCUUUGGUGUUCGUUCAUACUGCAUCGGAUGGAAAACAUAGAAUGACACUGGAUUCUUUAUUGCAUUAAAUAUUGUAAUCAUGAAGUUUGUUCAAUUAAUCUAUAUGUUCUGUGCACGUUGUGAGUGAGAAGCGUAGAAGGCUGUGCUUAUGUAUCGUAUAGCUGCUUUGUUAUUGGUACUUAAAUUAUGAUGUAAUUUCAUCAAUUCAAGAUUAUUAUAAGAACGUUUAGAUUUUGACAUUAUUCACUCAUUUUGUAAAUUAGGUUUGGUUAUGGAAAUGUGAACCUAAAUUCGUAAGUUUAAAACUUUCCAACGUUUGACUCGUUCGGGACAGAAGAUAAAGCGCUGUGGCGGCCGCCAAUAUGUCAGAGAUCCAUAUCAAUUGCGACCAAAGAGCAGGGGCUGGAGAUAAUAAAAUGUUCAAUGUUAAAAUAUAAAA